This is a messenger RNA of Salvelinus sp. IW2-2015, 2230 nucleotides long. RefSeq names its product SH3 and cysteine rich domain 3 (gene stac3). The record is from RefSeq and is a predicted model, not a curated record. NCBI's taxonomy places the organism in Eukaryota, Metazoa, Chordata, Actinopteri, Salmoniformes, Salmonidae. Gene Ontology annotation, biological process: skeletal muscle contraction; positive regulation of voltage-gated calcium channel activity; positive regulation of protein localization to plasma membrane. Gene Ontology annotation, cellular component: extrinsic component of cytoplasmic side of plasma membrane. Gene Ontology annotation, molecular function: protein binding.
CUCACUCACCCCUCUGCUCUAACCACUAACCAUUGGAUCACUGCUAGGAAAUGACAUGCAUGAAGAAUAGCUCAAAAGGGAAGUACCAAUCAAGAGUUGGAAGGGUUUCGGAGGUCUCCGGUGUGACAGGUUGCUCAUCACACACGAAAGGAACAUCUCUGAAUCCAAACUGGUGAAGAAAGCCUUUGCCAUUCAUCCACAUACCAGAUUCAAUUUCUUCAUUGACUGGACUAGCAACCAGUGGGACCAAGUGCGUAGCACUGCAGGACGAGUGUGAGAGCUCACACAUCACACCAUGGCUCAAUAUGACCAACUGGAAGAUAAACAUUCGCUGGAUAUCCACGACAACCCCACAACCCCUGACAAUAUUGUAAAAGAGGAAGACAAUACUGUAUACUUCGUUUAUGAGGAGGAGGUGGAAGUAGAGGAGAAGGAGCCCGAGCCUGAGCCCGUUGUUAUAUUGGUGAAUGACAAACCACACAAGUUCAAAGACCACUACUGCAAGACACCCAAGUUCUGUGACGUCUGUGCUCGUAUGAUAGUCCUCAACAACAAGUUUGCUCUGACGUGCAAAAACUGCAAGACCAACAUCCACCACUCGUGCCAGUCCUAUGUUGAGUAUCAGAAGUGCUUUGGCAAAAUUCCCCCAGGUUUCAGACGAGCAUACAGUUCCCCUCUAUACAGUAGUGACCAGACAGAUGCAGCCCACUCCAACCGUAACGACCCUGUGUUUGACACCCUGCGGGUUGGGGUUGUCAUGGCAAACAAGGAGCGCAAGAAGGGGUCUGAAGACAAGAAGAAUAUGAUGAUGAUGAUGAUGGAGGAAGAGGAAUCACAACAACCCAAAGAAGACGAGCAGGCAGAAGGAAAACCCGAGGGGGAUAAGAAGGGAGACAAGGCUGACAAAGCAGAUGACAAGAAAAAGAAGGAGAUGGGAAACAUGGGAAAUCAGUCCCAUUACUACCUGGCUCUGUACCGCUUCAAGGCCAUUGAGAAAGACGACCUUGACUUCCAUCCUGGUGAUCGAAUCACUAUAAUUGAUGACGCCAAUGAAGAAUGGUGGAGGGGGAAGAUUGGUGAGAAGACAGGUUACCUCCCCACCAAUUACAUCAUUAGAAUAAAAACGGGGGAGAGGGUGUUCAAGGUGACACGGUCCGUCGUGGGAAACAGAGAGAUGGGACAGAUCACUCUGAAAAAAGACCAGAUCGUGGUGAAGAAGGGAGAGGAGGUGAAUGGCUACCUGAAGGUCAGCACCGGCCGCAAGCUGGGCUUCUUCCCCGCCGACCUGCUCCAGGAGAUCUGAACCUUACCCGGAUCACAACCACAACCAUAGGACUUGGGUCACACCGUCACCAGGACCAUAAUCACACAAUUCAUCAAACCCAGUUCCAGUGAACACACGUGACCAGGCACAGCAUUUUUAUACUACCAAUCUAGCACCACUAUCAUUUUCCACCUGUAGGGGCCUAGGUCUGAUCUGGUGAGUCUGUAAGCUGUUUGAAGGCUGUAAAGGUUCAGAGAGGGCAAGGUUAUUGAGUGUAACCUAAUACUGCAGCCUCCCCAGCCUGUUGAACUGGGUCAGCCGGCCAUGCAAUCCGAGCUGGAUGGAGAAAUGUGUUAGGUAAAACCGUAAAUGUGUGUGUUGGGAAUUUGAAACGUUAACAUGUUUGUGUCAUUUUAAUGUGAUUAAAACUGGACAACCUUAAACUAGAUAUUCAGCAAGGUUCAAAAGGCAAUGGCUGUAAAUUUUGGAGCCUAUUGCUUACUGUCACUGUAGUAGUUCCUUGUUUUUAUACGCAGCUGAAAUACUCGUGCUUUAUUUCCCCCUUGAUGUCAAUGUUAAAGGGAGCUUGUUAAAGUGCAUGUUGUAUUUUUUGUUGUUGCAUGGGCCCGUCUUUUAUAAUCAUUGCCAAAACAAUGUGCUGUAUAUUUGAGGAAUUUAUAUAGAGCAAUAGCCUAUGCUGACACACAGACCCACAUGCUUUUGCCAGACUAACGUAGGCCUAUCAUUGAUGCAAGAUUGUAACAUUACAGUACAGCCAUUUGUAAUUCAUGUUCUAUUGAAAUACCAACAGUGCAGUACCAAGUGCAGGCUUAUCCCAUGUAUUGUCUGUCAUGAUAUGCAUCCUUUCAAAACCUGUAUAACUCUGUGAUACCGUCAUAGUAAACUUGAAUGACUGACCAUUGUGUAAACAUGAAAUCAAUUCACAAUUAGAAAUAAUGUACUUUC